Thlaspi arvense is the source of this 264-nucleotide messenger RNA. The record is from the annotation of a GenBank genome assembly. Lineage: Eukaryota; Viridiplantae; Streptophyta; Magnoliopsida; Brassicales; Brassicaceae.
AUGAUUGGCCGCUCUAUAGCAGCUGCAGCGGCAACAACGACGAGCAAAAGAUCUGCGCCAAAAGGGUUUCUUGCGGUGUAUGUAGGCGAGAGCCUGAAGAAACAGAGAUACAUUGUUCCAGUUUCUUACUUGAAUCAGCCUUUGUUUCAAGCUCUUCUCAGUAAAUCCGAACAUGAGUUUGGUUUUGAUCAUCCAAUGGGCGGCCUGAGGAUUCCUUGCCCAGAAGAUACUUUCCUCACAGUAACUUCAAGGAUCCAAGGAUGA